GUAGCGCGAGCAUUCCGACCAGCCAGCCGGCAAAAAUAUCGGCAUUUUCAUUUUGCGGUUUCUUUCUUUUUCCGGGAAGAAAAAUUUGAAUUUGGACGGUAUUCAAUUUCCCAUCUCUUUCUCGGUUCCCAAACACGAUGUUGCACGAGCUUCUACUGGCUCUCCUCGGCUACACCGGCGAUCUCAUCGUCGACGAGCGUGAGCAACGCAAAUCCCUAGGACUCUCCUUUCCCUCCGAUGCUCCUCUCUCAGAUGAAUGCACCUUCAAGCUCGCCCCAGAUAUCUCCUUCAUUGAACCCAGUGAGAGAGAUGUGAUUGAAAGUUUGAUCCAGCUUGGGUUUUACUAUCGGGAGCUCGACCGUUUUGCGGCUAAGUCUCGGAAUUUGAGUUGGAUAAGGUCCGUUACGAGCGUGGAUCAGGUGGAACGGACUGCUGAACUAUCGAAACAGAGGAAGGAGAAGGCAAGUGUUUACCGCAGAGCUAUUGCUAAUGGAAUUGGAGAGAUUCUGUCGAUCUACAGAUCUGCUGUUCUUCACAUUGAGCAGAAGCUGUUGUCAGAGACGACGCCUAUAUUGGCUACUGUUACACAAGGGCUCAAUAAGUUUUUUGUUCUUUUCAAACCCCUGUAUGAGGUUGUUCUCGAGAUUGAGCGUGAUGAUAUGCGUGGAGGGCAGCUACUGAAUCUAUUGAAUAAAAGAUGUCACUGUGGAGUGCCUGAAUUGCGAACCUGUCUUCAAAGGCUACUUUGGCAUGGACAUCAAAUCAUGUAUAAUCAACUUGCUGCAUGGAUGAUUUAUGGAAUUCUUCAGGAUCCUCAUGGAGAAUUUUUUAUCAGGAGGCAGGAUGGUAGGGAUUUAGACCAUGGUUCUCCGGAAGAUAUAUCUCAAAAGUUAGCUCGUACCUCCAUUCAUGACACAUCUUUAACCGAUUGGCACUCUGGAUUUCACAUUUCUUUGGAUAUGUUGCCUGAUUAUAUUCCUAUGCGUCUGGCCGAGUCAAUUCUGUUUGCCGGAAAAGCCAUCAGGGUCUUACGGAAUCCCAGUCCUGCAUUCCAGUUCCAGAAGAACAAGAAUCAUCAGCAGACACUGCAUGGUUCCCAGAGAAUUCAAGGAUCUAUGCAUAGUUUAACCACGGAGAAGGAGAUGCAGUUAGAUGGAGAUCUUACGAGAGAAGAAUUACUUCCACAAACUGAGGCUGACAAGAUUGAGGCCAUGCUCAAAGAUCUGAAGGAAUCAUCUGAAUUUCACAAAAGAUCGUUUGAAUGUGCCAUUGAUUCGGUUCGAGCUAUAGCAGCCAGCCAUCUUUGGCAGCUUGUCGUUGUGCGUGCUGACCUCAAUGGCCAUCUUAAAGCUCUGAAAGACUAUUUUCUCUUAGCAAAAGGGGAUUUCUUCCUGUGUUUUCUGGAGGAAAGUCGUCAAUUGAUGCGUCUGCCGCCUCGCCAGUCUACGGCUGAAGCUGAUCUUAUGGUUCCAUUUCAAUUGGCUGCUAUAAAAACUAUUUGCGAGGAAGACAUAUAUUUCUCUAGGGUGUCCCUACGGAUGCCGUCAUUUGGAGUCACAGUCAGAUCCUCUCAAGCAGACCUGCAGAAAUCUAAAGCAUCCCUCUCUGGGAAGUCGACCGUUGCACCCUUAAACACUACAUCUGACGUGUCCGUUGAUGGCUGGGAUGCCAUCUCUCUUGAAUAUUCUGUCGAUUGGCCCUUGCAAUUGUUUUUCACCCAAGAAGUGCUUUCUAAGUACCUUAAGGUAUUCCAGUAUUUGUUACGGCUAAAGAGAACUCAGAUGGAGUUGGAGAAAUCAUGGGCUUCGGUAAUGCAUCAAGAUCACAUCGAUUUUUCUCAACACCGCAAAGAUCGUGCAAAUGGAUCAACAUCUCAGCAAAGACGACAAGGAAUCAGACCAAUGUGGCGAGUUAGAGAGCACAUGGCCUUUCUGAUAAGGAAUCUGCAGUUUUACAUCCAGGUUGAUGUGAUAGAAUCUCAAUGGAAGGUAUUGCAAGCUCAUAUCCAUGAUUCUAAUGACUUCACCGAACUGGUCGGCUUCCAUCAAGAGUAUCUAUCUGCUCUUAUCUCUCAGUCAUUCCUGGACAUUGGUUCUGUCUCAAGGAUACUCGACAGUAUCAUGAAACUCUGCCUCCAGUUCUGCUGGAACAUUGAGAAUCAAGAAAGCAGUCCAAACACUUCCGAACUUGAAAACAUAGCCGAGGAAUUCAACAAGAAAUCAAAUUCCUUGUACACAAUACUACGCAGCAGCAAGCUGGCCGGGAGCCAGCGGGCCCCAUUCUUGAGGCGUUUUCUGUUACGUCUGAAUUUCAACUCCUUCUACGAGGUGACUGCGAGGGGUGUAUUGAACGUUGUGAGGCAACGCCCAUCUCUUCCUUUAUGAAUUAAUCCUCUGAAUUUCAGACAAUGACUUCCACUGAUUGACGAGUCUCUCGUUUAAGGUGUCUGUCUGCAAGUCGAGUUGCAAUAUAUGUAAGGCUACUCUGUAUAUAUAUAUAUAUAUAUAAUAUCAAAGAAAGAUGUUGAUUGCCUUUAA
Messenger RNA from Tarenaya hassleriana, 2537 nucleotides. RefSeq names its product gamma-tubulin complex component 4. Gene Ontology annotation, biological process: microtubule nucleation; spindle assembly; mitotic cell cycle. Gene Ontology annotation, molecular function: microtubule minus-end binding; gamma-tubulin binding. Gene Ontology annotation, cellular component: gamma-tubulin complex; spindle pole; centrosome. Bases 138 to 2384 code for a protein of 748 amino acids. NCBI's taxonomy places the organism in Eukaryota, Viridiplantae, Streptophyta, Magnoliopsida, Brassicales, Cleomaceae. The transcript is spliced from 16 exons. The record is from RefSeq and is a predicted model, not a curated record.